AUGGCCGAUAGUGGUGACCAUGUCGAAGAACAUGCCGAGUCCUUCGACGACGAGAGAGACGACCAACAGCAGUCACCGAAGCAGGAGAAAGAGGCAGAGGAUGGAGAGGCAGCAGAGCCACGAAUCCACAACGAUGAGGCCCACCUGGACCCCAGCCGGUACUGGUUCGCCAGCUCCGCCUUCCCUAUGCUCGCAGGUACCCUGGGGCCUGUCGCCAGUGCCUUCAGUGUCUGUGCUCUGGUGCGGCCCUGGAGACAGUACUAUCCGACAGGGUCAGAUCUCGACCUUGCUGUGUUCAUUGAUGAUCCCAUCUGGCUGACUGUCAUCAACGCCAUCCAGCUAGUCCUGGCCUUGGUUGCAAACGUUAUCCUGCUGCUCAACAUGGCAAGGAAGAUCCGGUGGACCAUUGCCCAGCCUAUCACCAUCGUCACAUGGUAUAUUUCUUCCAUUUUGCUGGUCGCGUUGUGUGCCACCGCCGCUGGUCCCUUGGUGCGGCAGCCACAGACGGAAUAUAUCUGGUCCGGUGCCUUCUACUAUGGCAUCUACGCCGCCAUCCUCUACUUUGUCUGCUCCACGCUCAUGGUGGUCACGGUCUGGGGCGCCCUCAAGGGGUACUACUCCAAGGAUUUCCAGCUCACCACCAGCCAGCGUACCCUCAUGCUGCAGACCAUCAUGUUCCUCAUCUACCUGCUGCUAGGUGCCCUCGUCUUCUCCAAGAUCGAGGGCUGGCCGUUCCUGGAUGGUGUCUACUGGGCCGACGUCACUCUGUUCACCGUCGGGUUUGGCGACUUCUACUGCCAGACCCGCCUAGGCCGUGGUCUCCUGAUCCCCUACGCACUGAUUGGUGUUAUCAGCCUCGGUCUGGUUGUUGGCUCUAUUCGGAGUCUCAUCCUGGAGCGCGGCAGGAGACAGCUGGGCGCGCGGAUGCUAGAGAAGAACCGUAAGCGGAUGCUGAAGCGCAUGAUCCGCCGCGGGAAGGACGAUAUUCUGAUCCCUGUCACGGACGACGAUCGUAGCAUCUCCAGCAAGGCCAGCAACCGCCGCACGCCCACGGCCCUGACGGAGCUCGAGCGCCGCCACAAGGAGUUUGAGCUUAUGAGGAAGAUCCAGGCGCGGUCCGAGAAGAGGCGGCGAUGGAUGGCCAUGGGCGUCUCCACCACGGUGUGGCUGAUUCUGUGGCUGGUGGGCGCCGCCAUCUUCUGGCAGUGCGAGGUGGCCUACCAGGGCUGGACCUACUUUGAUGGCUUCUACUUUGCAUUUGUCUCCCUGACGACGAUUGGGUAUGGCGAUGUCACGCCCAGCAGCCCUGCGGGCAAGUCGUUCUUCGUCUUCUGGUCCCUCCUGGCGCUGCCCACCAUGACGGUCCUCAUCUCCAACGCCGGCGACACCGUGGUCAAGCUGAUCCGGGAGUGGACAGACUGGCUGGGCACGGUGACGGUGCUGCCGGGCGAGAGGGGUAUCAAGAAGGAGCUCAAGGUUCUGGCCAAAGCUCUGUCGGGGGGCAAGGUCUUUGAAGAUGCAGAUGCAGAUGACGAGGAUACUAUAGAAGAGAGCCCGCCAGGUUUCUUGGGACUUGCUCAGCCGCAUCACAAUCACAGUGAAACCGAAGAUGAGGAGGAGGAGGAAGAAGAGGAGGAAGAGGAGGAAAGGUUGAUCGCUGAGGAGGAAGAGGUGGGCCGCCAGCGAAUGAAGACGCAAGUAAACAAGCUUGCAGGUGAAAGCACCCGGCGACCAGAGGAGAAGGGUCAUAUGACGAGGACCAUGUCUAUACCAAGGAUGGCCGCCGACUUCCCCCAGGACAUCCCCGAGGACCGCAACGACUUCACCAUCCUGCUCAUCGACGAGAUCUCGCGCGUGACCCAACACCUCCGUACCCACCCGCCUCGCAAGUACUCGUUCGAGGAAUGGGCGUGGUUCCUCAAGCUCGUCGGAGAGGACGAGUCUAAUGCGGGGACGCACAAGAAGCCCGUGCCGAAGCAGCGGCGGAAGCAACACCAGCAGCAGCACGGCGGGAAGACUGCUGGGAAGGAUAACAGCGGCGGCGGCAGUGAGGAUGGAGAAGGAGGAGGAGGCCACGACGAGGAGGUGGUGGGGGAUGACCCAGAGAACCUGCAGUGGAGCUGGGUAGGGUCCAGGUCACCGCUCAUGGGCAGCCAGGAGGAGGCGGAGUGGGUGCUGGAGGAGCUCGAGAAGAAACUUGCGGGCGAGCUGCGGAACAUGAAGGAUGAGGCGCUGGCGAGGGUGAGGUCGGCCCCGCAGCAGACGUCGAAAGAAACAUGA
This is a messenger RNA of Cryphonectria parasitica EP155, 2280 nucleotides long. RefSeq lists its product as uncharacterized. Bases 1 to 2280 code for a protein of 759 amino acids. The transcript has 3 exons. Gene Ontology annotation, molecular function: potassium ion leak channel activity. Gene Ontology annotation, biological process: potassium ion transmembrane transport; stabilization of membrane potential. Lineage: Eukaryota; Fungi; Ascomycota; Sordariomycetes; Diaporthales; Cryphonectriaceae. The record is from RefSeq and is a predicted model, not a curated record. Gene Ontology annotation, cellular component: membrane.